AUGCCGAUGCUUCUACGCGUCUUCCUUUUGCUCCCCCCCUUGAAUCACCAGUGGGUCACCCUCAUUUUCCUUCUGUUGCCUGUUGACACUGAGCUGUAUGACUUACUGGGAGUUCCACCUACCGCAAGCGAAGGCGACAUAAAGAAAGCGUAUCGGAAAAAGAAUCCCGAUGACCCCAAUGCAGCCCAGAAGUUCCAGGAGAUGGCGGCAGCCUAUGAGAUUUUAAUCGACUCCCAGUCAAGAGCCGCAUACGAUGCCCAAGGGAUGUCUGGACUGGGUGGCUCUUCUGACGGAGGCAUGCCGGAUCCAGCAGACAUGUUCGCGCAGUUUUUCGGUGGUGGUGGUGGUGGUGCUUUCUUCGACUUUGGUCCAGGCGCAGGCAUGCGUCCCCGGAAGGGCCAGGACACUCAUAUACCCUACGACGUCACCCUGGAAGAUUUAUAUAACGGAAAGUCUAUAAAGCUGAACAUGGAAAAGGAGGUCGUGUGCAAUGGUUGUCAAGGUAUUGGAGCAAAAGGGAGUGCCAAGCCCAAAGAGUGUGCUCAAUGCCAGGGUAAAGGUUGGACAGCUAUACAUACCCAGCUUUCUCCCCAGCGCUAUGGAACUGCUCGGGCAAAAUGUACGGAUUGCAAUGGCGAGGGAUCGAAGUUCAGGGAAAAGGAUCGGUGUAAGAAGUGCAAAGGCGCGAAAACCGUGAAAGAGAAGAACCGGCAAGAAAUAUUCGUAGAAAAAGGGAUGGUCGAUGGCCAAAAGAUAGUACUUUCGGGUGCCGGGGACGAGGAGCCCGGUGUACCCCCUGGUGAUGUCGUUUUCCAGCUGAAGAUGACCCAUCACGAAUCAUUCGAACGCUCUGGUCCCGAUCUCAUGACUAAUGUGAAGAUAACGCUAUCAGAGGCACUUCUUGGCUUUUCUCGGAUACUUAUCACUCAUUUGGAUGGGCGGGGGAUACAUGUCGCGAAUCCUCCUAGAAAGAUCAUCAAACCUGGUCACACUAUAAUUAUCCGAGGGGAAGGCAUGCCGACGUACAAAAAUCCUGACCACAGAGGUAACCUCUAUAUAGUGUUUGAUGUCGAGAUGCCAGAUGCCACUUGGAUGAACGCCAUUGACGGCAAGCUUUUGGAGCAACUUCUUCCCCCAAAGAAGGCAGACUUAGAACCUACCCCAAGCGUCGUGGACGAGGUCACUUUUGAGGAGGCUGACAUUGAAGACUUUGGCGAAGGUGAUGAGCAUGACUGGGAAGACGACGACUAUGAUGACGACGACUUCCCUGGUGCUCAACCUGAGUGCAGACCUCAGUGAAUUACUCUUCUCCGUUAGUACAAGGAAGGUUUUUCUUUCGCAUCUAUCACUCGUUGCAUUGGAUAUAGCCUAGUCACAUUCAUUUUCGCUACUCAGUAAUCAUUCUAUCCUAGUUCAAUCUCAUAGACGCAUUAAUUCGAAGCACCGCCAACUUUGCCUUGGGUAUUGAAUGCUCGCGUCGUGUUAGACUCCAAGGCCCAUUGAAUCCCACCGAACACAUGCCCAAGAAACGUUUCAUCCCUCCAUAUUGCCUUUUCAUGUCCUAACGAGGUGUACCAGCUUCGACCUGCAAUUCCGCCUUUGUCAAUUUCGACACC
Messenger RNA from Coniophora puteana RWD-64-598 SS2, 1616 nucleotides. Its product is annotated as DnaJ-domain-containing protein. Gene Ontology annotation, cellular component: cytoplasm. NCBI's taxonomy places the organism in Eukaryota, Fungi, Basidiomycota, Agaricomycetes, Boletales, Coniophoraceae. Gene Ontology annotation, biological process: protein refolding. The transcript is spliced from 12 exons. The coding region runs from base 1 to 1299 and encodes 432 amino acids. Gene Ontology annotation, molecular function: Hsp70 protein binding. The record is from RefSeq and is a predicted model, not a curated record.